Molecule: messenger RNA, 2924 nt
Organism: Babesia bovis T2Bo
Lineage: Eukaryota; Apicomplexa; Aconoidasida; Piroplasmida; Babesiidae
Product: Glucose-6-phosphate dehydrogenase C-terminal domain family protein
Exons: 1
Coding region: 326-2920 (864 amino acids)
Biological process (GO): glucose metabolic process; pentose-phosphate shunt; pentose-phosphate shunt, oxidative branch
Molecular function (GO): NADP binding; 6-phosphogluconolactonase activity; glucose-6-phosphate dehydrogenase activity
Source: RefSeq, a predicted model, not a curated record
GAAUUUGUGUUUAAGAUUUAUUAAUAUAGUAAUUGAGUCAUCACGAGGACGUCCAUAUAGCCACUUUGUUUCUGUACCAGCCAUACGUUGUUCCAUACCGUUAAAUAAACCGUUGUGCAAAUCAGGGUUUUCUGGUAGUCAUGAUGUUUUUCCGCACUAAGGACCACGCUCUUGGAUGUAAGCAUUAAAUAUAUGCUAUCCAUUUCCAUUGGGAACCGUUAUAAGUUCCACACAUUUGAAGCUAUUUUAACAAGGGCUCCCGUAGACGCACUCUACUAUCUUGUCGUGGAUACCAUUAACUAAAGAUAGGAAUAAGAAAGCAGAAAUGGCGGAUAGUGUGCUUCAGAGUCUGAAGUCGUAUAAUUUCGAGGAUAGGGAUUCUCAAGGGUCACCCCGUCAACCUAUAAAAAGAAACAAUUCGUCAACAUCACUAUGCAGCCUAGUUACAGCUAACACGACGCAAUAUCAAGAUUGGCUGGAAACAUUCUAUGAAAACAAGCUUAAUGAAGUUAUCGACUUCAGCGAUGCACCGGAUGUUAUUAAUCACUUCAAGUAUCGUGAUGUAGACGACGAAUUGGAUGAUAAUGACACUGGAAUAGUAGAGCCGUGUCUCCUGGAUUGUCACACAGAAGAAGGGUUUGUAAUGGCUGCCAUGCACUUGAUUAUGCAUCACAUAAAGACCAAGCAAGCUGAAACCCCUGAUUCCAUUGUUACUAUCGGUCUGUCAGGUGGUAGUACCCCUCGUACCCUGUUUAGGCAACUGGGUAGUUUAGAAGAUUUAGACAUUGAUUUCAACCGUAUCAUACUGUUUUUGGUAGACGAGCGGUACGUCCCGCCAACUGAUGAGCUAUCGAACCAGCGUUUAGUACGGAACACAUUACUAAAGAAUUGGCCAAUACCAGAAAAACAUAUCAUAUUCCCUGAUACUACACUACCAUUGGAAGAUUGUGUUAGUAAAUAUGAAGCUGAUCUCGAGGAAAUAUUUGGCAAAGUUCCGGAUAACAGUUGCGUCAAUACUGCUAAAAUCGUAGGAAUGUCAAAGAACAAAUAUGCAACUACACCUGACUUGAUAACACUGGGUAUAGGAGAUGAUUUCCAUAUAGCAGGGUUGUUCCCAGAUUACCUGUCAACGUUGGACCCGGCCGAUGUGACCAACUGCAAAAAGCGUGUUAUGAUAUCAUUGACGGAUACUGCAGCAGUCCAUGAACGUUUGACGUUGACCUUGCCCUUCCUAUGCUCCGCCAAGAGCAAGCUGUUCCUGCUGAAGGGCGAACGUAAGAAACGUAUCUGGACAACGAUGAUACAAUACCGCCACGUGGAUCCCAUACGGUUCCCCGCGACACAAAUAUUUACCAAACCGGGAUGUGUAGCAGUUUUGGAUUCAUCAAGUAUACGCCGUAUAAGGCGGAAGGUACCAAUAAACCCAACCGACUGCCUUACGUUCCUGCUGUUUGGGAGUACGGGCGACCUCGCCCGUAGGAAGUUGUACCCAGCACUGUUUCACCUGUUCUAUCUGGGUUUCUUACCUGCGAAGUUCCGUAUAUUGGCAAUUAGCCGCUCGCAUCAGUCUUUUGACGAUUUCUUUGAUACAGUCUCCACUGAUAUCUUCUCAUCGAUCAAGACCACUGUGUUUAUGUGCGAAGCCGCUGCUAGAUUCGAUUUCCCAACCAUAAUAUCAGAGUUCAAGAAAGUGCUUCGACGGAUAACGAUCAAAUAUGAUGAUCCGGAAUCUGAAACGAAGUUGAAUGAAACUCUGAAGGAACUUGAAUGCGGUUCCGCUGUUACCCAUCGUCUGGUUUACCUGGCAACGCCAGCUGAGGCCUACCACCCAAUCAUGAAGUUGGCAACGUCCGUUUGCCGUCCAGCUAACGGUUGGUUCCGUGUAAUACUGGAAAAACCGUUUGGUCGCGAUUUGGGUAGCAGCCAGCAGAUACAAAAGGUUCUAGUCGAGCACGCCACCUCAGAUGAAGUGUUUUUGGUUGACCACUACCUUGGGAAACCCUUGAUAUCGUGCAUGAUAGCCAUCAGGCGUUCCGUGCGAUACACCAAUUUGUUUUGCAACAAGUACGUAAAGAGCGUACAUAUUAAGAUGAAGGAGACUAUAGGCAGCUUCGGGCGAAGCUACUUCGAGCAAUAUGGCAUCAUCCGCGAUAUGAUCCAGAACCAUGGCAUGCAGCUGCUGUCACUUAUAACAAUGGAUAAGCCAGAUCGACACAACGAGUCAUUGACCGAAGAGAAGAUUAAAGUACUACGAGCGGUACGCACAGUACGAUUGGAAGAUACUAUACUAGGUCAAUACACCACCAGUGAUGACGGUGAGGAGUGUGCGUAUGUAGAAGAACAGGGCGUCCCGCCUGACUCCCGUUGCUCCACUUUCUGCUCCAUGGUACUGUAUGUAGACAACGAACGGUGGUCAGGCGUGCCAUUUGUUAUAACAGCCGGUAAGGGCUUGGACGAGCGUUUGUGCGAAGUUAAUCUCAAAAUGAGGGAUACGUUUGCUAAUGAAUUGGGGUCGGAAUUCAGGGGACGUAACCUAGUGUUCCGAGUACAGCCUGACCCUAGUAUAUUCUGGUCAAUUGACGCCCCGAACCUUGAGUCCCAGACAGAAAAUGAAAAGCUAAUAUUCAACAGUGACAACGAAACGGAUAGCAUGAACAUGAAAGUGGAAGAGUGCAUUCUACGCGAUGUUGACUAUAACCUAACGAAGCGUCCCGUAGUAGGAUGCUACGAAAUACUACUGUAUCAUGCAUUUAGCGGGAAGAGAAACUAUUUCCCAACUAUUGAAGAAGUAAAUGAAGCGUGGCGUAUUUUCACACCGCUGCUCCAUGAAAUUGAUGAUAAAGCCAUUAAGCCACUCUUGUACCCACGCAAGUCCAAAGGACCCGCGGAGCAAGAAACGCACUUACAGCUAUUGAGUUAAUGUC